Molecule: messenger RNA, 2713 nt
Organism: Arabidopsis lyrata subsp. lyrata
Lineage: Eukaryota; Viridiplantae; Streptophyta; Magnoliopsida; Brassicales; Brassicaceae
Exons: 2
Coding region: 1484-2317 (277 amino acids)
Source: RefSeq, a predicted model, not a curated record
UGCUAUCCUUUUGAGUGUUAAAAAUGUGUUUUUCCCGAAAGAAAACUCUCUCUCGACGGUGAUUUCAAUGGCGACUCUAGGGUUUUGAAACCCGACCAUGAGCAGAUGUAAUUCGGUGGUUUUCGGUUGCGAUAAUGAGUUGAUAUGGUGGUUCUUGGUGAGAAGGAUUGAGGUUGUUGUCCUUUCACGAGGUCUGAGUUGGGCUAGAUCAGGGCAGGAUAGGCUUUCUAUCUUUUGGUGUUGAAGAGGUUGUAUCGAUGGAUUGAUCUAUUUAUGGAUUCACAAAUCUAAAACUUUCUUCUGGUUCGUGGAAGGCGGUUUCGCAAACGUGAGUUGGUGCUUUGGGGAACUGAAUGUUCAGAUUUUGAUUGAGGUACUCUACUCUCAUCAGAGGGAUUGGUGCAGAUCUUCGAGGAAUUUGAUUCGGUUUUGGUUAAAGGAAGAUACGAUUCUCCUUUAUACGAUGGCAAGGAGAUAUGUUUAUUAGAUGGAUACCAUUGAGGAUUCACACAGAUAUCACUUGGAUUUGGGUACAAGAUAUAUCAAAUAUCUUAUUUUUAAUUAGCAUUUUUGAAAUCUUUUGGUGGAGUUAUGGUAGUCGGAUCUUCUAGAUAUGGAUUUGGUAUUCCUAGUUAGUGAUGGCGAUUAGCCUCUCUUCACAAAUUGAUCUUGUUUCCUUUUUUUUACUUGUCCUUAAAGUGAGAGACCAUUCUCUUUCCUUUAUGUCUUUGGUGUGGGCAUCAAGCCUUUUGGAGAUUAGGGGAUAUUUAGUAUUGAUGAGGGAGGAUUCUUUUGGGAUGGAGAGUUGUAUAAAAAGGGGAGUCUUGCUUUCAUUCAAAACCACAAUCUGUCAAGCUUUGGUUUUCAUAUCGCUGGUUCUGGGUUUAUUUUUCUUCCGAGAUUAUCAUUUUGGUGUGGGUUUUUUUCAUUGUUUAAUGUUCUCAAAAUGUCUCAGAGUGCUUUCAUGGGAAAGAAAAUGGGAGAGAGAAGGGUUGGGGCCAUGUUUCCAAAGAGAAGAAUAAAAAUUUCACACUUUGACAAUUCAGCUUUGAUUGUGGGAUACUCAAAGACUUUAAUUGGGCGGUGUAUAAAUCCUCGGAAGGCGAUGUUGUUCAUGGUACCACGUAUCUAGCAGCUUGAAGGAAAGAAUGUAGGGGCUGAUUUGGGGUUGGGUCGGUUCCAGUUUGACUUUGAGACGGAGGAAGAUAUUGUGGAGGUUUUGAAGAUGGAGCCUUUUCACUUUGAUCAUUUGAUGGUGUCUCUGUUGAGAUGGUCGCCCUUGGUUGAUCCCAAUUAUCCAUCGGCCAUUACCUUCUGGAUUAGAGUUCUUGGAGUCCUAAUUGAAUUCUUGACUGACACAAUCUUUCGAGACAUUGGAAAGGAUCUGGGUAAAGUAGAAGCAAUGGAUUUUGAUGGCGGUUGAGUUGAAGUAACGAUUGAUGGUUUCAAACCAUUGUGCAUCGAAACGGAGAUAGAGUUCGCAAUGUUGAGGAAACCACCAUCCUUAGGUACUGAUCAGUUGCUUCCGGUUGAAGAGGUGAAUGACGAUCGAUAUUUGCAAAGUUUUAAAGUAGCGGUAACUCAGGUGACAAGGCAGGAAACAAGACAUGAAGGGAUGGUCUCAGGUGCGUUUAAAGGGAAGAAUGUUGCGGAUGCUCGUAAAGAUGAUCGGAAACGGUCUCAAUCGGGGAAUCAUAAUGGUGCUUCCUCUUCAAGGCCGAAGUUUGCAAGUUAUGUUCAAUAUAACGAUUAUCAGUUCUCAAAGGCUGGUGGAGAUGGUGCGCAGGAGCAUCAAAAUGUGGUUAAAGAGAGGGCUGGAAUGGAGUCGCAAGGGGAGCAAGCCAAACCUGUCGAUGUUGUACCACCAAAACAAGUAAGGAAUGCUGUUUUUAAUUCACUAGCUUCUCAUGAUGUAGCUGUAGCUGGUUUGGAAGUGGAGUCGUUAAGCGGCACGGAGAUUAAUCCAGAGGAAGGAGAAAUUACAACAGCUAGGUUGAAGGAGAACGAGAUGGAAGAUGCUGGUAUUUUGUCCAAUGCAAAUAUUGCAGCAGGUUUGUCUGACGAAACUCUUAAUAUGGACCAAGAGGAGUCGGUUUUACCAAUGUCAAAUGAGGAAGUGGAUGGUGAUGAUUUGAUGGUAACAUCUCGUCGUCUGACGGACCUUUCCAAGACUGAUGAGGUUGAGGAAACUGCAGAUGAGCCGCGGAAUGCAUCUGAGCUAGUCGAGGACACUAAUUCGGAUAUGAUGGUUUCAAAAGUUGAUGUGGAGAGCCAGAUUUGGAUAGGGAUGGGGAUUUGGAGACAUCUCGAAAUCUGAAAGGGAGUUUGGUGCUCAUGGGUGUUAGUUCAAAGAUGAGAAAUGCUCAACUUUUGGCGUCACCACAGAGAAGGGUUGUAGCCAUAGGAAGCUUGCAAUUGAAGGAAGAUAAUAAUUCGACAAACCAAGGUACGGUGAACGGUUUAACGGGUGGAAACAAACCACCAAAACCAAAUUGUCAAGGUCUCGGGAAUAAAGCAACUAUCGGAUAUCUUCGUGAUGUGUGGAAGAAACAUCGGCCGGAUUUUUUAUUUCUCUCGGAAACGAAACAAUCCUCUUUAUUUUUGGAAAAACUUGUUAGUCAUUUUGGUUAUAAAAACUUAAAAACGGUUCAUCCUAUUGGUUGUUGUGGUUGUUUAGCGCUUUUUUAUAAUAAUGACUUCAAUGUUUCUAUUA